AUGAGCUCGGUCGGCGUUGCUAGAAGUUUCUGGGAUGUUCCAGAAGGACCUCAGGGAGUCUCAUGUCGUCAUAAUAAGGCGAGACGGCCAAGCCACAGGCCAACUGCUCUUCGUCUGCAACCACCACCAUCCUCCAUGGACAACGAUCAACGUGCAUCCGCAUUUCUCAGCCUCUUCUCUCAGGAUACACAAAACUCGCUUCACAACCUCUUAUUUGGCGCGCCCAACCCAUCUCAGCCUCAGGGCGAGGGCACAUCUAAUGCGGCUGCCCAGCCAGCGCCUCAGCAGAAUGUCGACACGGCAGCACAACGUUCGGCCACCGACCUGAGCUCAGGGAGUGCUGGUCCAGAUCCCGCGAUUUACAACUCAGAAGCGGCGUCUUCACACGAUAACUCUCACCCUCUAGACUACCACGACUCAGAUACCGACGUUGACAUACCCCCUCUCAUCUCUACUGCCACCCAGCCGGCGUCUCAUCACACAGACAUGGAAACCGACGACGACAGUGACUCUAUGCCGGACUUGCAACCGAUCUCCAACGUUGGAGAACACUCUUCUGCGCCCUUGCAUGAUGUUCAUGGACAGGGCGACGACGAUGAUAUUAUGCCCGAUCUGGAGUCUGUCUCUGGCUCCUCAGAGUAUUCGGACUCUUCUGAGCGGGAUGCUCGUGAUGUCGAGAUGAACCUCGGUACGCACGAUGGGGAUCACGAUAGCGAUUGGACAGACGACGAUUCCGAUGUAUCGAUGGACAUGCCACCCCUCCAGCCGCUCCCGCCUCCAGACAGGCAUGUCACCAUUGAAGAGGUGCAGGAUCCAGACGACAGACCCUCCGGUGCUGUCACUGGACAAGGGCCUUCGUCGUCGCAGCCUCCUCGUGCUCAAUCUUCACACACCCAUCCGGACCCACAUCACAAUCAUGCUCAUCAACAGCAACAUCCGCCACAGGGACGUACUCGCCGUUCGUUCACCUUUAGCAGCGGGCAGGUUCCCCUUCCGCCCUUACGUGCUUUUUUCGAGCCGUUAUUUUCAAAUGCGACGAUGCAGGGCAUGGCGAACGGCAAUGGCAACGCUCCCAGAUUUCAGGUGCCCACCUUUCAAAUGCCCACAGGCAGUAACAACACUGCCAACCCCUCUGGAAUCCCGGGCAAUCAACCGGCAGAAGCUGGCGCCCAGCAGCAGCACGGCCUGCCACCGCCGCCGCCACCCCGCUUCGACUUUUCGUUCUUCGCGGCGACGGGCCCAGGUGCUGCCAUGGGCGC
Heterobasidion irregulare TC 32-1 is the source of this 1259-nucleotide messenger RNA. RefSeq lists its product as uncharacterized. The record is from RefSeq and is a predicted model, not a curated record. Lineage: Eukaryota; Fungi; Basidiomycota; Agaricomycetes; Russulales; Bondarzewiaceae. The transcript has 3 exons. The annotation marks the transcript as partial.